Molecule: messenger RNA, 4022 nt
Organism: Bombus pyrosoma
Lineage: Eukaryota; Metazoa; Arthropoda; Insecta; Hymenoptera; Apidae
Product: F-box/LRR-repeat protein 16
Exons: 8
Coding region: 748-2283 (511 amino acids)
Biological process (GO): SCF-dependent proteasomal ubiquitin-dependent protein catabolic process
Cellular component (GO): SCF ubiquitin ligase complex
Molecular function (GO): protein binding
Source: RefSeq, a predicted model, not a curated record
CAGCGCGAAUAUCGAUUCAGUCUCGCACAAACCACCCCCAUGUACCGUGCCCGUUGCAGCAGCUCCACCUUCUAACUUUGUUUUUCGCUCGGUAUCAUGACUGGUACAUAAACAGAAAAGGAAAGAAAGAGAAGCACCGCAGUGAAAAGGCCGUGUGCAUAGUGCACAUCGUGCUCUACGAACGGGAAACGGAUAUAGUGGCGCGUUCAAUUAUUUCGACAACUAUUGUGGGGAUGUAUUAGACGCGAAUAAACCAAAUCAUCGUCGAUAGAAAUGUCUGUGCCGAUGAUGCUUAUCGAUUCGACAGCUAGUGUUGAAGAGGCAUUCCAUCAUUUGUACAGUUUUUAGUGAGCAAAACGUUCCGUCAUCGAUUCGCCGCAUGCGACGAGCUAUCUCGAAGGGUUGCGUUUCGUUCUCCUUGGCUACGCGCGCUGAUACACCUGAUAAAUUUAGAAAGCUGUUGAACGUUAUGAUCGAACAACUUUCAUGGAAUUAACGAUUGACCUUAUGUGCUGGAGGAACCCGUUAUUGUCGUGAAAGCAGCUGGACAUUGCGAACGCAAAAAGAAGAACCGAAACGCAGGAAAAAACAGGAGAGUGGUAGAGGAACCGUGCAAAACUCGAAGAUUGAGUUUUGUUUCCGUGGCUGUCGAAUAUGAAACGUUUCAACCACGGUCACACGCGUCCCUACUUCUCUUGACUACAAGUCGUGGCUGAGCAAAGGGAGUGCGCCUCCGCUUCUUGAGAGAUGUCUUCGAUAUCAGCGCAGGGGGUCGUCGAAAGAGCCAGCGCCGAGUUGACCAAAAGAAUCAACGGUCUGGGGCUAAGAGCGUCUAAACAUCAUGGUGGGGGAAAGGCGAGCGUCAUGGAACGCGUUACGCACGUGUUCUGCGGGAGCGGCGGUGUUCCGUACACGAAUUUGCAGAGCGCGAAUAAUGCGAACGCAACCCCGGAAAAGCCAAGCAGGAGCGUGCCAACGUCGAUGAGCAACAUGCCUUCGGUGAACAACAAGAGCCUGAGCAACGUCGGUACACCGAGUAGAGCAAGGAUAUCGAGAAAUCGAGGGAAGAAUGUGCCGUUGGCGAGCGGUGGAACGGGCGGAUACGUCGCGCCCACCACGUGGGAUCAGCUGAUGCAAGACGAUCAUUUCCUCAGUAAAUUCUUCCUCUACUUCACCGCCAUCGAGAGGAGGAUUUUGGCUCAGGUGUGCUUAAGAUGGCGAGAUAUACUUUAUGCGCGACCUCGACUCUGGGCAGGCUUAGUGCCCGUGGUGAGGUGUCGUGAGGUGCGUGCCAUGCCUCCUAGUUCACGCACACGGCUCUACGCCUCCUUAGUUAGAAGAGGUUUUCAUUCGUUGGUUCUUCUCGGCGCAUCGGAUGAGGAUAUCCCGGAACUGACGCACGGAUUCCCAUUAGCGCAGAGAAAUAUUCAUUCGUUAUCGCUUAGAUGUUGCGCCGUUACUGACAGGGGGCUUGAAGCUCUUUUAGAUCAUUUACAGGCGUUGUUCGAGCUGGAAUUAGCUGGUUGCAACGAGAUAACGGAAGCCGGCCUGUGGACUUGCUUGACACCUAGAAUAGUAUCGCUCUCCUUGUCGGAUUGUAUUAAUGUGGCCGAUGAAGCUGUCGGUGCUGUCGCUCAAUUGCUGCCGAGUCUCUACGAGUUCUCGUUGCAGGCUUACCAUGUAACCGAUGCCGCUCUUGGAUAUUUCCACGCCACUCAAAGUAGCUCCCUUAGUAUCCUCAGGCUGCAAUCCUGCUGGGAACUCACUAAUCAUGGUGUAGUCAAUAUCGUACAUUCCUUACCCAAUCUGACUGUCCUGUCGCUGUCUGGAUGCAGUAAAGUAACAGAUGAUGGCGUUGAAUUGAUAGCAGAAAACUUAUCCAGGCUUCGUUCGUUGGAUCUGAGCUGGUGCUCAAGAAUCACCGAUGCGGCUCUAGAGUACAUUGCUUGUGAUCUGAAUCACUUAGAGGAGCUCACAUUGGAUAGAUGUGUGCAUAUCACAGAUAUAGGCGUGGGCUACAUUUCCACAAUGGGAUCAUUGAGCGCAUUGUUCUUGAGAUGGUGCAUACUACUUAGAGACUUUGGACUUCAGCACUUAUGCGGCAUGAAAUCCUUACAAGUACUCUCCGUGGCAGGGUGCCCAUUGCUCACAAGUAGCGGAUUAUCGAGCUUGAUUCAGCUUCGACAUUUACACGAGCUAGAGUUAACUAAUUGUCCAGGAACGUCUCAAGAGCUGUUUGAUUAUUUGCGUGAACACCUACCGCGCUGCCUAAUCAUCGAAUAAAUGACGCUUCGUUGGGAGCAGGGCAACAGCUCCAGCAAAUUCCUUUGCGUUCCACACAGAAGACGUUUUAAUUCCUAUAGAACGAGACGACAACAUAAAAAAAAUGUUUCACGUAAAGCAAUAUUUAGAACGAACAAGAGUACUGACUACGAGAGGAGGAGACGAUGCGGAUACAGAUAGGAAAGAAGUAAUUGACGUCCAUACACAAGCAGUACUGCAAAUUAUUGUUCUCUCUUGUAACGACAAAGGAUAUAAAAAAUGAAAAAAAAAGAUAUAUAAGAAGAAAAAAAGAAAAACACUAGCCCUAAAAACAUGCAAAAAUGUUAACACUAAGAUAACGCGUAGACAUUUUUAAUACACCAGAGCUCCUGUAUGAAUCGCACUCCUUUCUCGCCGAUGCUAGAACUUCUUAUCGGAUCGUAUAUGCGGUUCGAUACGUUUUGUUCUUUCCUUUUUCCUUUUUUGCAUUUUUCGUCGAAACGCGUUUGAAAAAAAAAUAUGUAAAAAAAAAGAAAUGCAAGAAAAAAAAAGAAAAUGCAGAAAAGUAUGCACCUCUCGAUAAAUCGAUAUCUUAUAUGGAGUUUCAUACGUCGCCGCUUGAUAAUAGAGAAAACAGAAAACAGGAAGCAAACGAAGAGACAGUUCAAUUAUAGUAGGUUCUCGUUAAAACGAAGAAAAGAAAUGAAAAAAAGAUAUAUAAAAAGACGUAGACAUUGUACGACGAGAUGACACGACAGACUCAACAACAGUUAGAACUGUGAUAAAUUUUUAUUAUACGUAUGUUGUUCUACUUUGACUAUAUACAUAUGUUUAGGGCGUUGUUUAAACCUGCUUCAAUGUUUUAAGGAUGCGCGUAAUUAUCAACGCGUUAGAUGCGUUGCUUUUUUUGAGAGAAAAAAAGGUAUAAUAAACAAGUUACGAUCGUAAUAAAGUGAUUAAAACAAAAAGAUAAAAGAAACGAAAAAAGAGUACAGAAAAACAUUCCGGUUACGUGUUAACGAGAACUUUUAUUUUACGAGACAUCACGAUCCUGCAAGUUUUUCAUUUGUUCGACGAUGUGUUGCUAAAUAAACGAAUGAAAAAAAAACAGAAAAAAACGUUAAAGAUCAUUGCACAUGUAUGUACUAUUUAGAAGAAGAAAAAAAGGUUUUUAACUUAUAUUUUACCUAUGUAUAUUCUGCUGUCAUGUAAUUAAUGUUUCCUAUAUUUAAGGCUUACAUCUAGCUAAGUUCCCAAUGUUUUUUCAUUAAAUGUAAUGAUAUAUCGCAAUAUAGAAAAAAAAACGUAUUUUACGUGUUUAAUACUGUUAACUAUAUUUCGACGGUUAUUUAAAACAAAUCGGUGUCAGAUACACACUAAUGAUCCAAGUCAACGUGUAAGGUAUUGAAAGAGAAUUUUACGCCGCCGUUGCACAAUAAAUGCAACGUUUUUAUGUUCAGACUCGUACUACCGAAUAACUUCUGCGUAACAUUUUAGCAUUAACUCAAUUUCUGACAGAACUGAAAUUAUUUUUUGUGUGUUAUCACAUGUUUAGCACAUAACGUCUUUGUAUAUAUUGUACAAAUAUGCGGUUAAUAAUUCUGUUACCAAUCAAAACUAAAUAUAUAAAAUAUAUCCGCACAGUCGAAAUUCUAUCGGAGGUCGGGUCGCAUGCGACGCAAGUCAUGGAUGUAACUUAUAAGAGUGAUAUAUGGUAACAUGAUGGAAUGUGCUGUGAAAUAAAAAUUUAUUGAUCUAAA